Messenger RNA from Aedes aegypti (yellow fever mosquito), 3927 nucleotides. Its product is annotated as protein tramtrack, beta isoform. Gene Ontology annotation, cellular component: nucleus. The coding region runs from base 857 to 2977 and encodes 706 amino acids. The transcript is spliced from 7 exons. NCBI's taxonomy places the organism in Eukaryota, Metazoa, Arthropoda, Insecta, Diptera, Culicidae. Gene Ontology annotation, biological process: regulation of transcription by RNA polymerase II. The record is from RefSeq and is a predicted model, not a curated record. Gene Ontology annotation, molecular function: protein binding.
AGCAGUCGUCAUUCAAGUUUUCACUCUCGACCAACCGAACGCGAGAACGAAUCACCACAAAGCGAAGAAGCAACAAAGCAAAACGUAAAGCAACAGUACCAGUUGUAGUUUAAAGGGAAGCAGAACAGAACAGAAUCGAGAGUCGACCACGGAGGACGGACAUAUCUUCUAGAGUGGUGCGCGUCGUGUGAGUGGUGUUUAUUGUUGUUACAACCAAGAAAAUCGUCAUUGAUCUUUUACUAGUCACCUUCCACAGCAAGUUAUAAAAAGUGCAAUCAUAAAUAAAUACAUCUCACGCGUAGUUCCAAGUCGAAUUAGUGGCAGUUUAUUAUGCAGUUUGCUUCCGUGCAUUAUAUCGUCGCGUAAUCGGAUAUCGAGAAGUGACCUCAAAGUAAGGCGACGUCGCUUUUUCUAAGACAACAUAAGACUUAGUACGAAAAUGGCGUCGCGGCGUCGUGCACUUGAGAUGGCAUCGAGUUCUGGCCAAUCGGGGUCCCAGCGGCGGCACUGGUGAAGGACAUUGUGAUCUAUGCUUCUUGAAUGAGUAUCCGGAGGAAGUGCACAGGAAGUGACCACCACUGUCUAUCGAGUCGAAAGACAGCAAGCGAAGAAGAGCCCUCGUGACUAAUCCGAAACCGUGUGCGCUCUGCUAAUAGUGUGUUCCGUGUCUCUGCUUCGUUUUAGUGUCAAUGUGAGUGAGCAAAGAUAUAUACUUACUGCCGUCAGUCAGCGCGGAGAGUCUAAGCCAAAGGUGUCCUUCAAGAGUCUCAAGUAGCUCAAGGUAGCUCGCUUUUGAAAAGCAGCAGCAAAGAUUAGUUUCUAAGUAAGGCCACACGGUGAGCCAGGGCACUCCAGGAUGAGUUCCGGGCAGUCCCAGCAGUUCUGUGUUCGGUGGAACAGUCACCUCGGCAGCAUAGGAGCCGCAUUUCCACAGCUAUUGGCUGGCCAACGGUUUGUGGACGUGACGCUCGCCUGCGAGGGCCACCAGGUGCAUUGUCACCGAUUAGUACUGGCAGCAUGUUCCACAUUCUUCGAGAACCUGCUCGGCGAGAACCCGUGCAAGCACCCGAUCAUCAUACUUCCACGGGAGAUCAAACUUUGGGCCAUCCAGGCGCUUGUCGAUUUCAUGUACAAAGGAGAAGUGAACGUAUCUCAGGCCGGUCUACCAGAUCUGAUGAAAUGCGCCGAAAUACUGAAAAUCCGAGGCUUAUGCGGCUCGGAUGCGGCCCUCAAUCUCAACCAAGUCUCCAGCCCUGGUGGUGGAAGUAGUUCGAGUACGUCUGCACCGGGACAAACCCAAGAAUCAUCAUCGAACCAAAGUGGCCAAAGAGGAUGCAGUCCUCAACGCAAUGAACAAGCCAAAGGACAACAAAACAGUGCCCUCAGUGGCACUAAGCCAUCGGGGAACUUCCUGAACAGCCUGAACCUCCAACCUGUGGCCUCAUCAACGCCGGCGAAGGCCUCUAGUCAGCAGAAACUGCACCAACAACAGCAUAACCUUCAGCACAGCGGCGAUGAUGGCGACAGUGAUAACGGCGGUAGUGGGAACGAACUGUGCAUCAAGUCAGAAGAUCUGAUCAUAGAUGAAGACGCUGUUAAACAGGAUGACGAUGACGACGAUGAGAUAGAGAUGGAAGGAAACGACAAAAGCCAAGCGGAGGACGACCAAGUCGUUGAGGAUGAAGAAAUUGAAGGUUUUGUCGAUGAUGUAGUAGACCAAGAACUCCACCCGCUAGGCGGACGAUCACGUCUCAGUAGUAAUAGCAAUAGUAAUACUAAUAAUCAGUUCACUAUCACCAUCACCGACGACAACAGUACUACUAGUAACCCUUGUCCAGCCGAGUCCAAAACGACCCCUACGAACAAAGUAACUUCCUCGCUUCCGCCGUCGUCGUCAUCGUCGCUGCUGUCGAUCCUAACACGUGGCUCGAUUCGGGUGAAAUCGAACGAAAACCUUUUUAAACACUUCAAUCAACAACCAGAUCCAGAAAUUCCGGAAGAGCUUAGACAGAUUGUUAAGUCCGUUAGGUCCGGAAAGCACGGGUACGGGUCGUCCUACAGUGUUGGUGGUGGUGGUGAUGGUGACGAUGGUGGUGGUGGUGGUCGUGGUAGUGGUGAUGGAAGUGGUAUCAAUAGAAUUCAAAGUGUAGAUGGCGGGACUGAUUCCGGGACAACCGGUCUUCCCUCUUCCUUAGUGUUCAACCGCAAUACGAUGGAUAUCUACGUUAAACCAAAGAAAGAUGGCGGUGGCGCUAGCACGACUAGCAAUCCGGACAUCUCGUAUGAAGAAGCAGGAAGCGAAAUAUCCGCCGAUGGAUUCGAGAAUAUCAUCUGUUCGCCAAACUUUCCACAACUAGGUGGCAGCAGCACUAUGGGCAGUUAUCAGGACGAUGACUACGACGAUGAUUUCGACAUUCAAAUCCUGCCGGACGAGAACUCGUUGACGAACGGCGAGAGUGAAGGCGAUGACUUGGUUUAUCCACCUCCUCUGCUGCCGUUCGGGAACUCGGAAACGAGCAUCACCCGCAUACCGGUCGGAAGUAAAAUGCGAACCAACGGUGGAUCUGCGCUCCUUACGCCGAUGAUCCGGCGCAGACGCCAGUCCAGCAGUCGGGGCGGAAGGCUGAUGCUGUCGACGAGUCCGGGGUCUCGAGAUGCCAAGGUCACCAUGACGAAUGGGGUGGUCAUUCCACCGUCGGCGUUUGUCCUCAGGAACCCUCGGGGGAAUCAGCCCCGGUCGUACAACACGGACGCCCUCUGGUCGGCCCUGAUGGACGUCAAGGCGGGAGAGAGUAUAUACAGAGCGUCACAAAUCCACAAAGUUCCUCGCAAAACGCUCCGCAACUGGAUGAAACGGUGGGACAUCAAGUCCGCCUAUCCGAUGCCACGGCAGCUAAAGGAAGCGGCUGAGAAGAAACGUAUCAUCAAGGAACUGACUGAACAAGCGCAGCAAAUCGGUGAAGAACCGAUGCAGUAAUAGAAAGAAAUCCAACCAACCAAUUCAUAUGUACUAGUAAUCUUAAACAGAAACUUAAUUAUACGUUUUUACACAAAACAAAGAAAUGAACCCCAAAUAUGAAACAAAACGGAAAUGAUAGUCAGCUUGAAACAGAAGGCAAAGAUAUGAGAGUAAGAGAGAAAGAGACAAAUUUAUGAUAUACAGAUUUAUAUAUUUUUGAGUUAUAGUUACUAAGUCAGACAUCCCCUACCCUUCCCUUCCCACCAUCCCAAAUUAGAAGCGUAAGGAAACCUUUCCCCAGAGAUGGAACGGAGAGGAUAUGGUUCAAAGUGAAAUCUAGUUCGGUAGCGUUUAGGUUCUUUUAUAAUCGUUUUCCAAAAACAUACAGAAAGCAUGAGUGAAAUGAAAAUCUCCUAAUCCUUAAUUUAGAACUUUUAAUCUGUAUAAUUAUGUUAGCGAAGCACUUUUCAUUACGCAAACCCAUAUGUUGGAGAACGGUCAGAGAUAGUUUGCAUCGCUGUUUGCGAGAAUAAUUUCACAAAAGUAGUAGAAACGUACAUUUACUUCUAGUCAAAUGUUGUAAAAUCACAAACCAUUAGCUUUUUCAUCCCAAGGGCUUUAUAUACGAAUCUAGUUUUAUGAUAAUUGGCAUUACAUUUCGUUGUGUACGAAUAGUCACGCUCGGUUGCAAUGUAGGUACUACAAAUAUAUAUUUUAUCCACUUAGGCCAUAUAUGUAUGAUUAGUCUUUCUCGUACCUUUGAUUUCAACUAACUGUGCACCAAUCAUAUUUUAUACAACCCUUUAAGUAAGUACUUACCUGAAUGUGGAACUGAUCGGGGGCUCGCCGACGGGCUCCCGAUCGAGGGCAGUCUUGUUUGAAAUAACUUAUUUUGUACGGAACCAUUCUAGUGUCGUUUCAUUACCAAAAAUUGUGCAAGUCAAUAAAGUAAUUCGAGUAAAACCAAA